AUGACUAAAGUUUUUAUUUAUUUUCUUGUUCCCUUAUGCAUAUCGUCUGUAUAUUAUUUCUCUUUCCUUUGGAAUUUCACGUACUUAUCCAUUCUUAGUGUUUGUCUCAUAACUUGUGUUUUCGUGCUUACACUUUGUGGUCAUCUCUCUUUGUCGUCUCCUCAUCAAACAUCCACGUUUUUGCUCGAUAACAUAGAGAAAGAAGCUCGACAAUUGGAAACUGCUUUACGGGACGAUCAAAAUAAUUGGGUGUAUGUCACGAAAAAGCCUCACCUACCGGUCAUUUUCGGUAGAACAGUUGACAGUCAACUCCAACUGAUAAUAGAUUAUUUUAUAAGGGACUUUGUAACUCAAUGGUUGAAGGAGCUCUCGCACAAGCCAGAACCAGUGAUUGACAAAUUCAAAGAGCAUAUAUGGACAGCCGUGCAGAACUUGUACGACAGACUGUUGAAAGUUGAUGCCGAGAAACUAAUAGCCAAUGACGUGGUCACGAAAAUCACACAACAUUUUGAAAGGAUAAGGAUAGCGAGAAGCUGUGCAUUGGAAUUGAAUCAGCCCCCAGUAUUUGCUCUCGCUCCUCACCUGAUGUCGAGUGAAAUGGAACUACACUACCUGAGGCAGAUCAGUGAGUUCCUCGUGAUGUUUCUGAUGCCAAGAUGCUACUCGCUCUCUCCUGUCAGUUAUCUCAUUAGGGAAAUAUUAGUUUGUAAAAUUCUUCAGCCAGCCAUAAAUCUAGUCACGGAUCCAGAUUACAUAAACCAGAAGAUAGUACAAUAUUUGGAGGCGCAGAAGGAAGUUGACGCUAUGCAUGUGAGGACACACGAAUAUGCGAAGACCUUCGAAGAUUACAUACGACUUAUAAACAACUGUAAUAAUGUUGACACACUGAAAAGACUGCGUUACGACAUAGUGACCCAAAUCAUGCAGGCAACCACACUACAGAACGUGAAGCGAGCGAAAGGGAUAGAUAUAGAUGUUAUUGAGAAAGGAGGGAACCAUAAUAUAAGCAGACAACAAGUGAGCGACGCCAGGAAACUAAAGCGAUAUAUAGACCAGCUGACCAUCGCUAAGGACGAGUGUGAAGAAGCUUUGAGGAGGUUGGGGUGGGACGGAGCAUUCCCUGCCGUGGAAUCUGAUAGUAAGGCGUUGCCUCUCCACAAGGUCAUAUCGAGCGUGACUGGUCGGAAGUAUUUAUCGAUGUUCUUGGAAACCCUCUGCUCUCAAGGGCUUGUGGGUUUUUGGGCAGCUGUGGACGAACUCCGACACAGCCCGAGGAGUAACUGGCAUCAACUAGGAGCUGAGAUCUUCUAUACUUACAUUAGAUCGCCAAGUGCUGAAGUGAAAGUUGAUAAGGAAACCAGAAAAAGAAUGGAGGGAUUUCUUCUAGGGGAUAAAGGUCCGGAAGUGUUUUACGAGGUUCAAGAUAUAGUGGUCGAUACCAUACAAGACAAAUACUAUCAUUCAUUCCUCUUAAGCGACCAGUAUAAGGCUUUGGUUGCUGAAUUAGCCACUGAGGAGGCGAGCGAUCCAGGGUUGUGCUCUGAAAGAUCUCCCAUAGACGAGCGUCAGGGUUGUCACGAAGCGACUUCUGAAGUGAACGCCUUGACGGAACACUCCACGUACGCGAGACGGAAAUUGGACCAACUGCAGGAGAGACACAAUAAUAAGACACAGGCGUUGGCAGCCCUACGAGCCUCAUUAAAGCCCGAGUCGCCAGCCCUAGCGAUGUUGGCGGAAGAAGUGGAGCGUCUGGCCGCUGAACAAAUGAGACUAGAAGCGCAUUUGGCGAGAACUGAUACAUGGGCUGAGAACCUUGGACUGUGGCGUGCUACUGUACAUAGUGCUGAGAUGGUGGAAGAAUCCCGACCCCAAUUCGUAGUGGUGGUUCACGCGCUACAGCCCGAAGAAGAGCGUGGCCCGCGACCCGAGCAGAGAGCGGCUGGGUGGGUGCUGCUCCGGAGCGCUCACGACUUCCAGGAGCUGCACAGGAAAUUGAGACCGAUGUGUUCAGAAUUAAAAAACUUAGAACUACCAUCCAACUCAUUCAAAUUCAUGUUCGGGAAGAACGAUAAGAAUUCGCUAGAAAAAGCCAAAAUGUUGAUACAAAAAUAUUUAGAAUUUGUUUUAGAAGACGACAGACUGAACCAAAGCGAAGCUCUAUACACUUUCCUGAACCCGAGCUCCGAGUACCUCAAACAAUGUGAUCUGCCGAAGAAGAAUAAGUUCUCAUUCUCUACACUAUUUAAAAGCACUAGUAGCGACACAACGAACAGAUCGUCCCAAGAGAAGGAGGGACCGAGUCUGUCUGAUGAUGAUGAGAUGUCUCUGUACCUGGACGGAAACGGGGACUCGCUGAAACACGGGGGAACUGUGAGGGGCGUGGGCCCUUUAGUAGAGGAGCGUGACAGUAUAGCAGAGCCUCUGUACGCGUUGUUGAGUGAAGUGUUCGACAUGAGAGGAGUGUUCCGCUGGCUCAGAAGAACUCUAGUCACAUUCGUGCAAAUAACGUACGGAAGGACCAUCAACAGACAGAUCAAGGAGACGAUCUCGUGGCUGUUCUCGGAGCAGAUGCUGCACUACUACAGCACUUUAGUGCUUAAGUCGUGGUGGCCGGGCGGAGUGCUCACACAUGGGAACAAUAACAGGAAUAUACGGGACAAGGAGCACUCCCGCACGCUGGCUCUGCAGCAGCUGUCUGAGUGCGUGGUGGGCGGGGUGUCGUCGCUUGUUGGAGCGCACGCGGCGGCGCGCGGGGCAGCCAAGCUGUUCACUACGGUACAACAUACGACGCAUAACAAACAGCUGUUCUAUGAAAUCUUCGAGUUGGUCCUCAUAGAAGUAUUCCCGGAACUGAAGCGUUAUCAAUGA
This is a messenger RNA of Danaus chrysippus (African queen), 2868 nucleotides long. The record is from the annotation of a GenBank genome assembly. NCBI's taxonomy places the organism in Eukaryota, Metazoa, Arthropoda, Insecta, Lepidoptera, Nymphalidae.